CCUUGAUUCACCUGUAAAGAGCGCCCAUUUAGAACGAUAACGCGGCAAAAGUUUCCGAGCAGUACAGAUUCAAGUUUCCUCACCGUCUCCAUCUCCUUCUCUGCCAAUCUUCUACACAGAUCAGGGCGAGCUUUUGAUAUAGAUUCUCUUUGAGGACAUUUCCAAAUGGAUGUACACGGACAGCAGAAAGCGCAAGAGGCCCUAGAUGUUGAAAUCAAAUCAUUUUUUGAUUCAGCUCCCCCUUUGAGGAAUAUUGAGAACGUCAGUGAAGAUUUGAAAAAAUUUAUUGAAAUGAAUUCAUCUGGAACUAGAAGUGCCAGGAAAGUUGUUUGUGUGACAUCUGGGGGCACCACAGUUCCUUUAGAGCAAAAAUGUGUUCGCUAUAUAGACAACUUCAGCUCAGGUCACAGAGGUGCAGCAUCCACAGAGUACUUUUUGAAGGCUGGAUAUUCGGUUAUCUUCUUAUACCGGAAGGGAACCUGUCAACCAUAUUGCAGUUUGCUUCCUGAUUAUCCAUUCCUCGAGUGUUUUGAGUUCACCCAUGGGUCAGGCAUUCAAGUGCGCCAGCCUUAUUCAGAAGCCGUGAAGUGGGCAAUCAGUGAGCAUCAUGCUGCAGUAGCAGAUGGCACACUUCUGAAACUUCCUUUCACAACCAUUUUUGAGUAUCUUCAGAUAUUGCACAUGGUUGCGACAUCAUUGAGGAGUCUUGGGCCCUACGCACUCUUUUAUCUUGCUGCAGCUGUGUCUGACUUUUAUGUUCCAUGGGAGAGCAUGGCAGAGCACAAGAUUCAGUCAGGAUCAGGCCCUUUGGACAUGCGACUUGUUCAGGUGCCAAAGAUGCUAUCAGUGCUGAGGAGUGAAUGGGCUCCAACGGCGUACUGUAUCUCUUUCAAGCUAGAGACUGAUGUAAAAAUCCUCUUGGAAAAGGCCAAUGCAGCUCUGAAAAAGUACAAGAUGCAUAUGGUCAUUGCAAAUGAACUUUUGACCCGCAAAGAGGAGGUAACACUUGUUACUGAUAAUGAAAAUAUUCAUGUUCGGCGUGACCCGAAACAGGUUGGCAACGAAGUAGAGAAACAUAUUAUCGAACAUAUUGUUGAGAAGCAUUCUACUUAUGUCGAUGAUUUGGACCAGAAAGUCUCGAGGGACACGGGAUCAUAGGAGUAAUUGAGUACAAAACUGACAUCCCUUAAGAUCUGGUAAUUUGUUCUGCUUUUUUCCCAUAGAAGAACAGAUCUUCAUACAGAGUCCCUUUAGUUUGCUGAACUUACAUUCAACUUACAAUUCAGCGUGAAGCUUUACAUACAUAAUAAUGUUGUUAGUUCUAAAUUUUUACGAAUAAUUUGGGCCCUC
Messenger RNA from Cucurbita moschata (crookneck pumpkin), 1350 nucleotides. Its product is annotated as phosphopantothenate--cysteine ligase 2-like. Gene Ontology annotation, cellular component: nucleus; cytoplasm. Bases 166 to 1158 code for a protein of 330 amino acids. The transcript has 10 exons. Gene Ontology annotation, molecular function: phosphopantothenate--cysteine ligase activity. Gene Ontology annotation, biological process: coenzyme A biosynthetic process. The record is from RefSeq and is a predicted model, not a curated record. Lineage: Eukaryota; Viridiplantae; Streptophyta; Magnoliopsida; Cucurbitales; Cucurbitaceae.